Messenger RNA from Cetraspora pellucida, 688 nucleotides. NCBI's taxonomy places the organism in Eukaryota, Fungi, Glomeromycota, Glomeromycetes, Diversisporales, Gigasporaceae. The record is from the annotation of a GenBank genome assembly.
AUCCUCAAUAAAUAUAACCUAUCAGCUGAAUCAAACCUGCUUCAAUUAUGUGCUCAUGCCAAUAAGCUUAGAGCUCUGGUUCCAAACAACAAAAAGAAAAGACUUAUUAUUAAGGAAAGAGCUCAAUAUUGUGCAAAAACUAAAGAUAUGUGGAAUAUUUGGUUACAUGCUUUAGACUUAGCUAUACCAAAAAAUAAUACAGAUGAAGCAAUUAUGGCAGCCAGUUCUUGUGUUUCACAAUUUCGUAGAGAGUUAGCAGAAGCUGAAGAAAAACUUAGAAGAAUUCAAAAUAUCAAUACUACUAAAAUUUCUACUAUACAAGAUCUUGCAGAUGUAAUUAUGAUGUUGAAAGAAGCAAAAAAUAAUUCUGAACAUUGGCAAUUUCUAUUUAUGGAAAAGAAUCCAGAAUGUGCAAAAGAAUUGCUUACCUGGAUCCAAGAUGCAAUAGCAACUAGAAAGUUAUGCAAUCCUGUCUAUAGUAUUAAUAGAAAAUGCACUACAGGAAUAUUUAAUAAAUUUUUAAAAUUAUAUGAUAUUACAGCCAAAAGAUUAAAAAAAAUUGAAGGUAAACAUGCUUCUAGAGUUCAUGAUAGUCAAAAUCCAACUUUGCAACGUUUUGAAUUCCUUAGCAAAGUUGCAAUGAGGCAUAAGAUAGAUCAUCAUAAUUCUGGAAUAUAUUAUGCUGAGA